Molecule: messenger RNA, 2010 nt
Organism: Lutzomyia longipalpis
Lineage: Eukaryota; Metazoa; Arthropoda; Insecta; Diptera; Psychodidae
Gene: Lmx1a
Product: LIM homeobox transcription factor 1-beta
Exons: 4
Coding region: 654-1787 (377 amino acids)
Biological process (GO): neuron differentiation; regulation of transcription by RNA polymerase II
Cellular component (GO): nucleus
Molecular function (GO): RNA polymerase II transcription regulatory region sequence-specific DNA binding; DNA-binding transcription factor activity, RNA polymerase II-specific
Source: RefSeq, a predicted model, not a curated record
AGCCCGAAUAUCUCUUGUGGCCCGAUACUUUCGGGCUAGCGCGGGAACAGCAAGAGGGUCCCCUCCUCCCGCACACCUUCCUAGCUUUUCCGAAAACGACUGUCACACAUUUUGCCCGCACUUUUCCCUCGGCACGAUCGAACCUCUACCAUCCGCACAUGCACUUGGGCCACACGUCUGAUCGGACUUACUUUGCUCGACCAAGACUCUACUCUUUCGUCUCUUCUUCAAAGCACGCGCGGUUUUCGCUGAAAACUCACGGUUAUAUAUAAAACUACAUAUUAAAAAAAAAGCCUAAAGAAUUCAAAGUGUGAAGUGAAAAUUUAUAGAAAAAAGUGACGAAAUAAAUGGAUUAUGUGACAAAAAUUCCAACUUGUGUGGAUAAUUUUGAGAGAGAUAAAAUAUGCUAUUAAAAAAAAGUGAAGAGUCAGGAGUUUUCCACUGAAAAAUUCCCAACUGGAUUUUUAUCGAAACGUGAAAAUUGUUACUUGGAAAAAUAACUGAAAUUACUAAAAAAAAAUUGUGCUGCAGGAUUAAUUAGAAAAACAGUGUCGGUGUGGAAAUGGCAAUGGAUACAGUGAGUUGCUGAUGUUUGGAGUGAAUGAAAGAUUUUUUUUUCUCUGCAUAAAUUGACUGGAAAAGAAGAAAGGAUUAUGUUGGAAUUCUACCCAAAUCCGAAUCCAGCAGGAAUCAUGCAAAAUCAUGAACCUAUUUCGAGUUCUCUCGAUUGCAAUGGUCGGACAGAAAUGACCAUAAAAUGCGAAAAGAACUACGAGAUCUGCGAAGGAUGUGGCCAAAAAAUUCACGACCGAUACCUCAUGAGGGUGGCAGAUGCAAGUUGGCACGAACACUGUCUUGCCUGCUGUGUCUGCGGUGUACCCCUCAAUCAUUCCUGCUACUCCCGCAACACGAAGCUCUACUGCAAAGCUGAUUACGACCGAAUUUUCAGCGUAAAAUGUUCUCGAUGCAGUGAACGGGUCCUACCGCAUGAUAUGGUGAUGCGCGUUCAGAACUACGUCUACCACCUGCCCUGCUUCAUCUGCGGCAUAUGCUGUAGGCCUCUAGAGAAGGGCGAGCACUACUUUGUACGUGCUGGUCAAUUGUUUUGUCGCCUGGACUACGAGAAGGAUUUCUACAUGUCACCGCAUGACGACGAUAUGCUCCUGGACGACUCGGUACGUCCUCGUGAUGGACGACGUGGCCCCAAAAGACCUCGAACAAUCCUCACGUCGGCACAGAGAAGGCAAUUCAAGGCGUCCUUUGAAGUUUCCCCGAAACCUUGUCGGAAAGUCCGAGAAGCCCUCGCCAAGGAUACUGGACUAUCGGUUCGUGUGGUACAAGUGUGGUUCCAAAAUCAGAGGGCGAAGAUGAAGAAAAUUCAGCGUAAGGCAAAGCAAGAUGGGGACAAAAAGGAUGAUACCGUGAAGGAGGAGAAGGGAAUAAAACAGGAAUCUCCCAGUAGUGAUCAUGGGCACUACAUUGGCAUGGAUAGUUCAUUUGGUUCUGCCAGUCAACCGCUUAAUCCUAACAUUCCCUACUCGCCUGAUGAUUAUCCUGGAAAUUCAGGAGACAGCUUCUGUAGCUCGGACGUGUCCCUGGAUGGAAGUAGCUUCGAUCACCUGGACGAGGGUACUUCAGAUACGCUUUCACUGCAGAAUUUGGACCUACAGACGGGGCAUGGACAGAGUGGUGGCCAUGAGAGCUUAGUCUCGCUUACGGCGGGCGUAAUAAAUCCCAUUGACAAGCUCUAUCUCAUGCAGAACUCCUACUUCAGCUCCGACCAAUGAGACACACCGUGAUCACCAUGUUGGGGUGAAUUUGCUACUUUUAUAGAGAAAACGACCGCAGAAUCGCUUUUCACACACCCUCGCGGACCCCCAAGGAGGCUGCUGAACCUCCGACGAAUCCCCCGCGCGGGGUCCUUUGCCCUAGAAUUCCCCUCCGGAGAAGCAAAAUAUCUCAAGAAUAAGUGUAUUUAAUUGAAAUAAUUGUGAUGAUACCUAGUCAUGG